Melanotaenia boesemani (Boeseman's rainbowfish) is the source of this 1558-nucleotide messenger RNA. RefSeq names its product SIX homeobox 3b (gene six3b). The transcript has 2 exons. Gene Ontology annotation, molecular function: RNA polymerase II cis-regulatory region sequence-specific DNA binding; DNA-binding transcription factor activity, RNA polymerase II-specific. Gene Ontology annotation, biological process: eye development; regulation of transcription by RNA polymerase II. NCBI's taxonomy places the organism in Eukaryota, Metazoa, Chordata, Actinopteri, Atheriniformes, Melanotaeniidae. The record is from RefSeq and is a predicted model, not a curated record. The coding region runs from base 30 to 863 and encodes 277 amino acids. Gene Ontology annotation, cellular component: nucleus; transcription regulator complex.
GUCGACUUUGGUUUCACUCUAAAAUCCAGAUGGUUUUCAGGUCGCCCCUCGACUUUUUUUCGGCCUCCCGCCUUCUCUUGCCCCACUUUGCCGAUGCCCCCCCUGCCAUGCCUCGUUCCCGGUCACCGGAGGACCCUCCCAGCGCUUGCCCUUCCCUGGCUCUCCCGGGACUGUGCUUCUCCGCAGCGCAGAUCGCCAGCGUGUGCGAAACUUUGGAGGAGACCGGAGACAUCGAGCGGCUGGCCCGCUUCCUCUGGUCACUCCCGGUGACCGCCGAUGGCCGCGACUCCAUCUCUGAGCACGAGUCUGUGCUACGGGCUCGCGCUGUGGUCGCCUACCAUACGGGAAGUUUCCGUGAGCUUUAUCGCAUCCUGGAGACGCAUCGCUUUACGCGCGCCUCGCAUGGUAAACUGCAGGCGAUGUGGCUCGAGGCUCACUACCGGGAUGCAGAAAAGCUCCGGGGGAGGCCGCUCGGACCCGUGGAUAAGUACCGCGUUAGGAAGAAGUUCCCCUUACCCAGGACCAUAUGGGAUGGAGAACAGAAGACACACUGUUUCAAAGAGCGCACUCGGGGGCUGCUUAGAGAGUGGUACUUGCAGGACCCCUAUCCUAACCCGGGAAAGAAGCGGGAGCUGGCACACGCCACAGGACUUACACCAACACAAGUUGGGAACUGGUUCAAAAACCGGAGACAAAGGGACCGAGCGGCAGCAGCUAAAAACAGGUUGCAGCACCACCGCACUUGUCCGGAUGGUGCCCGCGCUCUAAGCGGAGGAGACUGCAGUCCAGAUGGCAGCGCAGAGCGCGCCGAUGGGGAAACUUUCCUCUCAGUAACAGACAGUGAUUCGGACUUGGACGUCUGAAACUUUUGGUCAACGAAAUGGACCAUUAGAGGCCCGUGAUGGUCUGUCGUGGGUUCACAGAGAGAAAGGGUGGGGGGAAAAACUGGUCAGUGUUUAUGUUGCAAGAAAACUUUGAGGCAUAAAAAGAGUUAUUUCUGAAUAUUACGCCAAUCCAAAAGCAGAUUAAAUAAACGCAGGUUACAUCAAGGUUUUAUCUCGCUUUCCCCUUCGCUUCCUGACACUGUGAUGCUGGUUUUCUGCCCUCUGGUAUUCUCGAAGUGCAAAUCAUGACUUUAAACUUUGACCACCUUUUUUAUUUAACCACAUCACUGGCAGGUGGUGUGAUUAUCUGUUGAGCCAGCCUACACCAUCAACCUAGUAAAACUGGAACAGAAAAUGUGGAUUCCUGUUGAACUUUGACCCAGGGAUCCCCACAGCGCAUGACCUUCACAGACUGAAACCUGCCAGGGAGCGAAUCACACUAAUCUCCUUAAGUUAUGAGUCAUUAAAAAAUAUUGAAGCUAGUUGUUCCUUUAGAGGCCCCUGGAGGACCCUUGGAUGUACUCUACCUUAGACAAUCAAUACCAUCAACACCUACCUCCUUACCUGUUUGUAUGUUUUUAAAUGGUCUUGUUUUUACUUUUUGUCUUUGCCUUCAUCUCAACUUUAUUCAAAGUUCAUUGUGCAGUUUGUGUCAAACAGUGUAAUACCCAUGA